CUGUGUUUAUUGUGUUCAAGGGAAGCAGGCACAUUCCUGUGAAAUGAAGUUGGAUCCCCCAAUGGUUUUUGUGGAGUAUGGAGGUUCCACUUCAGUCAACUGCAGCACAUCAUCAUGCAACAAUGUUGAGGGGAUAACCUGGGAGUCUACAUCUGGAAGAAUAGGCUUCAAAGAGGGGGUCUCCACUGUAGAGUUGAAGAUUGACGAAGUAAAAGACUGGCUUACAAAACCGCAGUGUUUUGUGUGGGCUGAUGGUAACCAGACAUUGAAAAGGUUACCAAUCACCAUUUACAAAAUGCCAAAGAAAGUAUCCAUGCCUAAGCCCAGAAGCCCUAUGUAUACCACUGGUGGAUCUGAACUCCUACAGUGCGAUGUUGAAGAUGUUGCGCCAGCGGACAGGCUUGUCAUAUCCUGGUACAAAGAAAAUAAGAUGAUUUUUCAAAGGGCCUCUGAAGACAAAGGUAAAGUUCCAGUCAAUGAAUCUUUACAAGCAUUCAUAGAGGUGGACGCAGCGGAUGAUGGAGUGGAGGUCUGGUGUGAAGCGAAGCUAAACCUUACAGGACAAAGUCCUGCACCGAUGCGAUCAGAGUCACAAGUUUUAACAGUUUUCUGUAAGUUUGAUACAUUCUCUUGAUUUAUCCAUCAGUAGUAGUCAA
This is a messenger RNA of Fundulus heteroclitus (mummichog), 656 nucleotides long. Its product is annotated as intercellular adhesion molecule 5-like. Gene Ontology annotation, biological process: cell-cell adhesion. Gene Ontology annotation, molecular function: integrin binding. Gene Ontology annotation, cellular component: membrane. The transcript has 2 exons. Lineage: Eukaryota; Metazoa; Chordata; Actinopteri; Cyprinodontiformes; Fundulidae. Bases 44 to 634 code for a protein of 196 amino acids. The record is from RefSeq and is a predicted model, not a curated record.